This is a messenger RNA of Egretta garzetta (little egret), 1662 nucleotides long. RefSeq names its product zinc finger protein 420-like. Gene Ontology annotation, biological process: regulation of immune system process; negative regulation of transcription by RNA polymerase II; regulation of cytokine production. Lineage: Eukaryota; Metazoa; Chordata; Aves; Pelecaniformes; Ardeidae. The record is from RefSeq and is a predicted model, not a curated record.
CAUGCCGGCGAGAAGCCCUACAAGUGCGGGGAGUGCGGGAAGGGCUUCGGCUUGAACGCCGCCUUGGUGCAGCAUCAACGGAGCCACGCUGCCGGCAAACCCUACCAAUGCGGUGACUGUGGGAAGAGCUUCGCCUGGAGCUCCCACCUCGACCGCCACCGCCGUAUCCACAUGGGUGAGAAACCCUACCGCUGCGGGGACUGCGGGAAGAGUUUCUCCCAGAGUUCCCACUUGGAGAGGCACCAACGCGUCCACGCCGGCGCCGAGCAGCCCUGCCAGUGCACCGAUUGCGGGAAGAGCUUCUUGGCCUCCAACAAGCGCCGGCGGCUGUUGACGGCCACCACCGAACGACCCUGUAAUGAGUGUGGGAAGAGCUUCACGUACCGGGCAGAGAACGUCAAGCACCAGGGGACGCAGACAGGGGAGAAACCCUACACCUGCCCCGAGUGCGGGAAGAGCUUCGGGCAAAAUUCGGCGUUGGUGAAGCAUCGCCGGAUGCACACGGGAGAAAAACCCUACAAGUGCGGGGACUGCGGGAAGAGCUUCAGCGUCCGCUCCAACCUCAUCAAACACCAACGGACCCACCUCGGCGAGAAGCCCUACAAGUGUCCCGACUGCGGGAAGGGGUUCAUCCAGAAGUCGGACCUCACCAAGCACCGCCGGAUGCACACCGGGGAGAAGCCCUACAAGUGCAACGUCUGCGGGAAGUGCUUCAGCGUCUCCUCCAACCUCAUCAAGCACCAACGCAUCCACCUGGGCGAGAAACCCUACCAGUGCUCCGAGUGCGGCAAGAGCUUCAUCCAACGCUCCGAGCUCACCAUCCACCAACGCGUCCACACCGGCGAGAAGCCCUACAAGUGUCCCGAGUGCGGCAAGUGCUUCAGCCGGAGCUCCCACCUCAACCGGCACCAACGCACCCACGCUGGGGACAGGAGAUUUUUAUGCACCGAAUGUGGGAAAAGCUUCCGCCACAGCACCUACCUCCUCUGCCACCAACGCAUCCACUCCGGAGAGCGUCUUUAUCCCUAUCUGGAAUGUGGGAAAACAUUUACCUGGAAUUCCCACCUGAAUUCCCAUCAAAAAACCCACCGGGGUGAAAAACCUCAUCGUUGUCCCAAAUGCCAGAAGCGCUUCAGCCGCCGAUCCAACCUCCUCCGGCAUCAGCGCCUCCACACGGAUGAUAUUCCCUAUCUUUGUUCUGAAUGCGGGAAAUGUUUCAGCGCUCGCUCCAAUCUUUUCCGUCAUCAACGUAUCCAUCGUGGAGAAAAACCCCUGGGAGAAUGCCGGGAAUGCGGGAAAAGCUUCGGGCAGAGCUCGGAUCUCAUCCAGCAUCACCGAACCUACACGGGAGAAAAACCCUUUGGGUGCGGGGAAUGCGGGAAAGGAUUCCGGGCCCGUUCCGUCCUCGACAUCCAUCAGCGGCUCCGCACGGGGGAACGACCCUACGAGUGCCCGGCUUGCGGGAAAAGGUUCGGAUAAAAUUCCAAUCUCAGUCAGCAUCGUCGGAUCCGUGCGGGGGAGAAGCCGUAUCCCUGUCCCGCCGGCGGGAAGAGCUUCCGCGGCCGCUCCGGCUUGGUCCGGCAUCAGCGGCUUCACCGGCCGCGUGGAUUUGGGCCGGAGGAAAAUGGGGAAAAAGCAAGGGGAGGAGGAAUGGCCCCGUAA